AUGGAAGGAAAACUGAACAGUCACGUGGUUCGAUUUUUGUCUCUGGAGUCAAUCGUUCCAGUUCAUCCGACCGACGUUCGUCGUCCCAACAGCAUCACCGUCCAGUCCGAAAAUACCGUUUACACCGACAAUCAUAUCACCGCCAAGUACCUCAACCGCGGUGCUGAUGUCGUGGUCUCAGAUGGCCAGUUCACUAUUUUGCCUACUGUCAAGCCUUAUGAGUUCCAAACAACCCGCAAGGUUGGCAAGACUGGACUCCACUCUCUGCGUGACCAUCAUCGCAAACAGGCACCAGAUGUCCUGGAACACCAAGGAGGGAACCAGCAGCCCAACUACAUUGGCUCUGUCCUCCAUGCGUCCCCUGCCGAGAACCAGCUUGAUCGUGUCGUCGUUUUCUGGACUGCGAACACGGAAUGCUACAGUGACAUCAUCCCCGGUGUUAACGACACGCCUGACAAUGUCCUUGCUACGAUCAAGACCAUCCUUACUGAGCUGCUUACUCGAGUCAAAUACCGCGGGGAGGGCCAGACUGAUUUUGCGCCUCUCCACGCCGUCUUGUCACUCCUUUCAUACAUGUUCAAGGCGCCUCUCGUCAAACCUGGUACCGACGUUGUCAACAGCCUCGGCAGGCAGCCGACCUUCUCUUGGAGACUCGCAUCUGGUAAAUGCCCACAAUUUUUCUUUGCUAUCAUUGAGCAGUACGCCUGGUUUCAACUUGGCGUCACCGUCGGCCCCGAGCUUUCCCCGAACAAUUCCACUCUUACUCCCACUCCUUCACCGGAUGCCGGAGGCACAGGCCAGAGCGAAGCCUUCGACGCGUUUCUAUGUAGCAGUCUAGUCGAACUCACGCAAGAACUCGAGCACGAAAUCCACGCACACAUCCUCCCCUCUCUCCAAUCCUUGAAACCCUCAUCGGUUGCCCCACUCAAGCUCCUCAGCGCGCUGCACACUCUGCAUCCACUACACAUGCACCUUCUGCACCUCCCGAUCACGUGGCUCGCAGAGACAACCGAGCUUAAAGUGGCUGCGCUCACAGUUGACCCCAAGAGCGACCGUCUUCAACUCUUCAAGCCUUUCACGCCUUUCGAUGGCAAGACCUUCGUGAGCACGCUGCCCUUGAUUGAGCCCCGCUACCUUGGUGGUCGGUCUUUCGCUCGUAUCCACGGGAUGAACUUGAAGAAGCAGGGCAUGCUUGGUCUCACUUUCGCUAAAGGACUCUACGAUAAGAUUUGCUGGUAUUAA
Suillus discolor is the source of this 1242-nucleotide messenger RNA. RefSeq lists its product as uncharacterized. Gene Ontology annotation, cellular component: cytoplasm. The transcript has 7 exons. Gene Ontology annotation, molecular function: inositol-3-phosphate synthase activity. Gene Ontology annotation, biological process: inositol biosynthetic process; phospholipid biosynthetic process. Lineage: Eukaryota; Fungi; Basidiomycota; Agaricomycetes; Boletales; Suillaceae. The coding region runs from base 1 to 1242 and encodes 413 amino acids. The record is from RefSeq and is a predicted model, not a curated record.